This is a messenger RNA of Naegleria gruberi, 3225 nucleotides long. RefSeq names its product kinesin-5. The record is from RefSeq and is a predicted model, not a curated record. Gene Ontology annotation, biological process: mitotic spindle assembly; microtubule-based movement. Gene Ontology annotation, molecular function: ATP binding; microtubule binding; plus-end-directed microtubule motor activity. Gene Ontology annotation, cellular component: spindle microtubule; nucleus. The transcript is spliced from 2 exons. The coding region runs from base 1 to 3225 and encodes 1074 amino acids. Lineage: Eukaryota; Heterolobosea; Eutetramitea; Acrasida; Naegleriidae.
AUGAGCAGCGAUACCAUAUCAACUACAACAACAUCUUCAUCAUCAUCAUCUAACUUUACAACACAAUCCGGAGUGAAUGUGCAAGUGCUUUUAAGAUGUAGACCACCUAAUGAUAAAGAAAAGGGACAAUCCAUCUCUGUUGAAACCUUACCAUAUAUGAGAAAGGAAUUAAAGAUUCAUCAAAAACUUGUUCAUGGAAAGGAAAUAACAAAAACAUUUACUUUUGAUAGAGUGUAUGGUCCACAAACAACACAAAAAGAAUUCUUUGAAGAAUCCAUCAAAUCCAUUGUUGAUGAAGCCUUGGAUGGUUUUAAUUGUACAAUUUUUGCUUAUGGUCAAACCAGUUCUGGUAAAACAUACACUAUGGAAGGAAGAAGAGAUUCUAAUGAUGUGACUGACACACACUCUGGUGUCAUUCCAAGAAGUAUCUACCACAUUUUCAGAACAUUGGAAUCUAAUUCAACUGAAUACACUGUUAAAGUUAGUUGCAUGGAAUUAUAUAAUGAAGAAUUACAAGAUUUACUCACAGAUAGACAGAAUAAGCUCAAAAUAUUCGAUGAUAGUACUGGUAGAAAGGGUACUGUUGUAGCUGGUUUGGAAGAAAUCAAUGUUAGGGAUGCCUCUCAAAUCAUUUCCAUUGUUGAGGAUGCCCAAAAGAGAAGACAAAUGGCUGAAACUAAUUUGAACAAAUCCUCAAGUCGUUCUCACUGUAUUACUACAAUUACUAUUCAUAUGAGAGAAGUUAACGAUGAAGGUGAGGAAUUUAUCAAGACUGGUAAACUCAAUCUUGUAGAUUUGGCUGGUAGUGAAAAUAUUGGUAGAUCAGGAGCUGUUAAACAAAGAGCUAAGGAAGCUGGUAUGAUCAAUCAAAGUUUGCUCACCUUGGGAAGAGUUAUUACAGCUCUCACUGAACACAGCCCACACAUUCCAUACAGAGAAUCAAAGUUAACUAGAAUUUUACAAGACAGUUUGGGUGGUAAGACAAAGACUUGUUUGAUCGCCACUAUCUCUCCAUCAAUUUUGUGUAUUGAAGAAACUUUAAGCACAGUCGAUUAUGCUCACAAAGCUAAGAGUAUUAAGAACAAACCUGAAGUCAAUAUGAAGGUUUCUAAGGCCCAAUUGAUCAAGGAAAUGUCUUCUGAUAUGGAAAAACUCAAAGCUGAACUUAAUGCCCAAAGACUCAAGAACGGUAUUUACAUGGCACCUGAAAUUUAUGAAGAAACUAAUAGAAAAUUGAAAGAACAAGAAGCCACCAUCAGGGAUAUGGAAGAUCAACUUCAACUCAGAGUCAAAGAAUAUGAAGAAUUAUCCAUCCUCUUUAAAGAAAAAGAGAGAGACCUCCAGAGAGAAAUAGCUGAACAUGGUGAAACUAGACAAACACUUUCUUCUACAAGAGAUACACUGAAGAGAACAGAAAUCGAUCUCAAGAAUACCAAGGUUGAAUUGGGAGCCACUAAUUUUGUUCUUGGAAAGACUCAAGAAACCGAGGAACAACUUUUAUCUCAAGCUCAUUACCUUUUGAAUAAUCUUAAAGAAAGCAUUUCUGAUGUUGAUGGAUUCAUUUCAAAAGUUGACAGAAAGGCUAAAGUUGAAAAUGAAAAUCAAACAUUGAUUUCACAAUUCAAAAAUACGAUGGAUGAAAAGUUUGGUAGAUCAGUUGAUGAGGUUCAUCUACUCCAAGCCACUUUUGAAGCACUUAACAGCUCUGCCAAGACAUCUGUUUCUGAAUUCAUUAUUGAAAAGGAUGCUCAUACAAAGAAUGUUAGAGAUCAACUUGUAUCCAUGUCUGACCUCUUUUCUACAUCACAAAAUGAAAUCAUCCAAAUGAUUGCCAACAAAUCUGAUAGCCAAUCCAAGACUUUGGACGAUUUGUCUUCCACCAAUCAAUCAUUUGAAGCUACUCUCAUCAAUAACAUGAUGACUAUGAAGAAUGCCUUUGAAACAUCAAUUGGUAUCAUUAACGAACAAAUUGUUGCCCAGAGAAGUGAAAUGCUCAAUAUUCACACUUUCUUUGUUGAAACUCUUACUAGAAACACAAAGUUUUUGGAAAAUUUUGCUGGUAAACACUCUGAAGUGAUGAAGGGUUUGAAACAAGAGAUUGAACAAACUGUUACUGACCAUAUCAAUCAAUCUAAUAACAAUAGUCAAAAAUUGAAUGAAAUGCUCAAACAACAAAAGCUUCAAAAUGCAUCCCUUAAGCAAGAAUUGUUGAAGAAUUUUGAAAGCCUUAUUGACAAUACUUUUACUUCACAAGAAGUAGAGUUAACCGAGAAUGUACAAACAAUCCAAAAGUUCUUUGACUAUUCUGUCAACUCUGUCCAACAAAUGGAUGGAUCUGUCAAGAAGAACACUGAUGAAUCAUUGUUCAAUUUGGAAAAGAUCAAGACCAAUCUAGGAUCUAAUCAACAAGAUGCAAUUCAAUCCAUGACCAAGUCAAGAAUUAACAUUGAAAAUUUGAUGGAUAAUAUUUCAGAAGAAAAUACCAACCUUACCACCAACAUUAAUUCUUUCUAUAACAAUACUAAGAAAGCUAUUGGUUCUAAUACUUCAUCUCUCGAUUUGUUUGUUAAUACCUCAAAGCAAUCCCAAAAGGUCUUUAUGGAUGAAUGUUCUGCCUCAUCAUGCAAGAGCAUUUCUACCUUCCAAGAAUACCACAAUCAAUUGCAACAUCGUUCUGACAACUACCAAAAUCGUCUAUCAAUGUUUGCUAACACUCAUCUUGAACUUCACAAUUCUCAACAUGAAAAGGUUAAUGAAUAUAAGAAUCAAUUUGUUUCUGAAAGAAUGAAUGAUAUGAAGCGUAGCUUGGAUACAUUUAGUUUGAAUACUGAUCAACCAACAGGAACAACUCCACAAAAGAAGAAGAGAAAGCUUCCUGAAUCUCUUCCAAAAACUCAACCAAGACAAGAAUUGGUUGAAUUGUACAAAUUAACUUUACCAGAAUCAUUUGAAGCUGAAGAAGUUUGUUCUGUCUCCACACCAGACUCUGAUAAUAUGGAAGAUGUUGAAGCUGAUUCCAUUAGUGUGUCUAGUAACAAGGAAAAUGUUGAUGACAAUAACUUAUCACCAAUAGCAAUCGUACCAACUGUAAAAUCUAUCAACAUUCCAAUGAAGAAAGUGAGCUCUGAACCUACUAUUGUAAAGAAGCCAAUUGUUAAAAAACCAACUAUUACUAAGGUCUUGAAAAAUAGUGCUCCAAAUUUUGGGGUUUCUUCUUUCAGAUAA